AUGAACAGCGGGGUUCUAGGAACAACCAUGCAACCAACAGCCCACGCGGUUUGCAAAAGUUACUCGCUGCACAGUUGCAAUAGCAGCGGCGGCGGCGGCUCUUUGGGGAUCAAAGUGCAAGCAGGACAGAGCGCGGGCUCCUCUUCGUCCGGGGUGCCCCAACCAUGGGGGGCCGCCACGGGAUGCCCCGGCCAGGUUCAGCCUUCCAACUCGGCCACGCGCUGCAGAGGCUCCAAGCGGCGCUCCAACUCGCCGGAGCUGCUGCGCUGCAAGAGACGCUUAGCAUUCCCGGGCUUGACAGCAGCGCAGCAAGGCGGCGGCGGCGGCGGCGCGGCGGCCGUGGCUCGGCGCAAUGAGCGGGAGCGGAACCGCGUCAAGCUGGUCAACCUGGGCUUCCAGACCUUGCGCCAGCACGUGCCCAACGGCGCCGCCGCCAAGAAGAUGAGCAAAGUGGAGACCCUCCGCUCCGCCGUGGAAUACAUCCGAGCCUUGCAACAGUUGUUGGACGAGCACGACGCCGUCAGCGCCGCCUUCCAGGACGGUCUCCUGCCGGCCGGCCGUGACGCUGCCUCCGCCGCUUGCGUUGGCAGCAGCAGCAGCGUGUAUUCCUCCGCCUCCCCCUCUUUUGACGGCCGCGAGGGCAGUUCUGUGCCGGGUUCCCCGCACUCGGCUUAUUCGUCGGACGAGAGCGGCUACGAGGGGGCGCUCAGCCCGGAGGAACAGGAGCUGCUCGAUUUCACCAGUUGGUUCGGGAGCUGCUGAGCUGGAAAGCAAUACUGAAAGCAACACUGUGUAG
Protobothrops mucrosquamatus (brown spotted pit viper) is the source of this 796-nucleotide messenger RNA. It is a transcript of the gene ASCL2, whose product is annotated as achaete-scute family bHLH transcription factor 2. Lineage: Eukaryota; Metazoa; Chordata; Lepidosauria; Squamata; Viperidae. Gene Ontology annotation, biological process: sensory organ development; regulation of neurogenesis; positive regulation of transcription by RNA polymerase II. The record is from RefSeq and is a predicted model, not a curated record. Gene Ontology annotation, molecular function: RNA polymerase II transcription regulatory region sequence-specific DNA binding; protein dimerization activity; DNA-binding transcription factor activity, RNA polymerase II-specific. The transcript has 2 exons. Bases 1 to 762 code for a protein of 253 amino acids. Gene Ontology annotation, cellular component: RNA polymerase II transcription regulator complex.